Linnemannia hyalina is the source of this 1659-nucleotide messenger RNA. Lineage: Eukaryota; Fungi; Mortierellomycota; Mortierellomycetes; Mortierellales; Mortierellaceae. The record is from the annotation of a GenBank genome assembly.
AUGGAACACGACUCCUUCCUGGCGGCUCAUAACAAAGAGUACCUGGCCCACGCUCAAGCCCAGGCACAAGCACAACAAGCAGCAUCCCACUCUCAGCCCUAUAACUCAUCGCACGACCCAUACUCUAACAACCCCAUUGACCCAGCCCACAAUCUCAACAACCCUUAUCAAUAUCAAUCGCCUACGUUGUCUGCAGCCCAUCCAGGAGGACCUGGAUCAGACGUCGGAUACAGCUCUCCUCACCUCCAGUACAACCAACCCGCCAGCUACCAGUCCUACCAGAACAGCCCGCAUAUGGAACCUAUGGAAUAUCGACAGGAUCCUUACCGUUCUGCUUAUGCGCAACAACAGCAUCAACUCCAGCAACAGCAGCACCCGGGGUCCUUUUCACCCUAUCAAGGAUCUAUGGCUGUACCGCCGUUUGAGGACAUGAGCCAGGGGACGCACCACUCUCGACUCUCGUUGACUAGUAGCAGUGUCAGUGGAGCCAGUCAACGGUACCCUAUGCAUGUCCUGCAGGGCCAUGGAUCGACUCAGGCAUUGACUGCGUUCUCUCAACAGCAGAACCGGCAUCACGCAGGAAGCGUAGGGCCUGGAUCGUCGGCCAGCGAGUAUGGAGGUCAAAGUGAGGCAGAUGUUGCGGAGCGAACUCGAAAGCAGCGAUCGGCGGCAGCCAGCUCCAAGGGGGAUUCUGGUAUCGGCCAGCGAGCAAAGGGUGAUGAGGACGAACAGGACGAGAACACAGAGAUCCUGGCCCGGAGUUCUCAAUCAGGAGACAGGACCGGGGCCGCUGCCAUCUCUCGCAGCAGCAGCCAGAAAAAAGCCGACAAAAAGUCCAAGAAGACGCACCAAAAGGGGCUCUCGGAGGAAUCAGACGAAGAACCCCAAGAACGAGGCGAGGACCGAUACCGGGACAGGAAACGAUGCUUCUGCUGUUCACGCCGACUCUGUGUCUACAUGACCUUUCUGUCGCUCAUCUGCCUGGCUGUAGCCCUGUACUUUUUGAUCCCUCGUGCGCCCGGGUUCAGUUUCUUGUCUGUCUCGUCGAUGGGGGAGCCUGUGAUUACAAAGUAUGAGUUCCAAGAGAACUUUGGGCUGCAGUUGCGGGUUGAUAGUUCAGAUAACUACUUGCCACUCAAGAUCAACUCUAUCGAGAUGACAGUGUGGCUCAUGGUCGACCAUAAUAAAAUCGGCCAAAACGAUGGCCUCCCGUCCUCAUACACAAUCAAACCCAAAACCAUCCAGACCAUCUCUAUCCCCAUGGUCUUUGACUACACCUCCCUCAUGGUGGACACCAACGCCGACGGGACCUACCAAAAUCUCAUCAAAGCCUGUGGCUCCUCCGUCAACCCGAGCGAUAUCAGUCUGACCUUUGGAGGAAAGAUCAACCUCUGGGGAUUGAGCUGGAUCUGGAAGCCGCAGUUUGGACUCAAUGUGGGGAAUAUCUACUGUCCUGCCAACGCCAAGGAUCCUUCGACUACCCCACCUGUUGUUGUUCAACCGCCACCUGCUAGUACAUCUGGGCCUGCUCCAACCGGUAAUUCGACUGCCUCUGGAACCCCUAGCGUUGGUGGAGGUGCUGCUUCUACUGGCGUUAGUGGAACUCCUGCUACGGCAACUGGUGUCACUACACCUGUUCCUACUGGCAGCGGUGCCUAA